Liolophura sinensis is the source of this 3962-nucleotide messenger RNA. Its product is annotated as mucin-2-like. The record is from RefSeq and is a predicted model, not a curated record. The coding region runs from base 737 to 2104 and encodes 455 amino acids. NCBI's taxonomy places the organism in Eukaryota, Metazoa, Mollusca, Polyplacophora, Chitonida, Chitonidae. The transcript is spliced from 2 exons.
UAAACACAGUUCACACAUGGACCAGACUGUAGGGCAGGACAAUGCAGUAAUAUUAACCCAGGAAAUACAGCACAGUAGCUGACACAAACUUUUCAAAGUGAGGAUGCUCUGAUACUGUGGUGGGGAAUUCAAACUUUCAAAUCAGCUCAAGUGCUACAGUUUUUUUUUUUACAUGGGUUGCAGAGAAAUCAAUGGCUCUCUGUGCUGGUGUACAUACUUCAUCAGGUGUUAAGUGUUAACUCGACGACAACAACGUCUGACGCCAGUGGGCUUGAUUGACAGCAGGCAAACUGAAACUGGUCAAGUGGAGACUGUGUAAACAGCACGGGUGAAUCUGUGGGAAACACUCUACUCUGAUCUGUUAUACACCACAACGACUGUGGAAGACAACUCAGUUGGUUGCGUAACACACUGCGAGAAUCGCCGUGAAGAUCCGAAUUACACAGGAUCUGUGAAUUUCAUAUUAGCUGAGCCAGAUGAUGUGAGAAGAAACUGCAAAUAAGCAUAUGUCAACAUUCGCCAGCGAUAUUUAAUCCAGCAGAUAUAAACAGCAGUGGCAGGAACAGCCACUUCAUUCCCCCACUGGCCAGAAGGGUCCCUGUGUAAUGUUUACAUGACUCCGCUGGCAGCUGGCCUGUGUUUGCUCAUCGUGAAACUCACAGAUCAAUGUUUUUCUAACAGGUUUUAAAGAUUACUGGUUCAAAAACAAUUUCCAGGUGGAAGUAUUAAUUGCAUAAUGGACCUGCUUACAAUCAAAAUGCCAAAGUGCCUGGCCGUUUGUUUGGUAUGGCUUGUUCUUGCAGUUUUCAGUGUAAGGUCAAGUCCAGUUGUGAAUAGAGUCCAUGUUCUGGAUAUACCUGCAGACUUUCCCACCGAGGACACGCAGGUCAUACAAAACCUGGAGUUUCAUUUGAGAUUAAAAAGGCAAGUGACAGAUGAAAAAGUGACAACUUUAAAACCAGAAAGUUUGACUACUAAGCCGGAUGUGAGUCCGUCACCUAAAGAAAAUGAUGACAGUGUGGAUGCAUCAGGGUUAUCAGCUGUAGACAACAAUGGGAAAAAUUUGCCUAGCACGGCAAAAAUCCCAGGAGUGAGUCCACAGAAUUUAGGCAGUGAUGCGGCUACAAAUGUCGAUCUACCUGUCGAGCAUACGACUACAAGAACAAGUCUAACGAGUGCUGCACAGGUGGGUGAUUCAUUAGAUGCUGGUGAAGGUAAACAGGACUACUCUAUGACCUCAGCUCUGCCUGACCUGAAACCUGCGGGAAGAGUAGAGUCGCUAAGUGGACUUGGUAAUUCAUCACCCGAGCAAACCACACACAGCGUGACAUCCACAACAACAGCGGCGCUUGUCACACCUGCAGAGGAACACAGGGCUGCCCCAAUAGAAGCUCCUCCUAAAGCCGGAAAUAAGACAGAUAUAACAACAGUAGCCCCAGAAGCGGUUGGGGAUGUGGAUAUGGCCCCUCCACCCCCAGCAACCGCCCCAGCACAUGUAGUCACCACCCCAGAGAGUCCAAUCACUGCACCGCUUACAAUAGCAGGGCCUCUCAACAAUGCAACACCAACAACAAAUGUUGCCAUGAUGACUGAAAAGCCAAAAGUUCUCAAUGCUACACACUUUCAAAUGCCACCUGAUGCAGCCCCUGAGGCAUCAAAACAGGAGGAAACAACAACAAAUGCUGCCACGAUAACCGAAAAGCCUAAAGUUCUGAACACUACACACUUGCAAAUGCCACCUGAUGCAGCCCCUGAGGCAUCAAAACUGGAGGAAACAACAACAACUGCAGUGAGUGAAGUAGUGACAACAGGAAUGGACAUCUCAGAGGUGGUAGCGCCUUAUUUAGCAAGCCCUGCCAAUGAAACUGGCGAAGAAAGUGAGGGGAAAGUCAACAAAACGGAAUCAAAAUCAACAAUCGCUUCUGAAAUAUCAGGAGUUAUUGUGCCAGAUCUGAACACAACCACAUCUGAUAGUUUGUCUGAUAUCCCAACAGCCCCACUCACACUGGGAAAAACAGGCUCAAACACAACAAUAUUCCAAGAAACUAAUACAACAGUUGCCAUGGUUAUAGACAGUGUUGAGAAUGUGACUAGUGCUUUUUAGGAUCAGUGUAUUUUGCCAGGCAUGGAGGUAAAUACUACCAGUGCACAAAAUACAACAUCGACAACUGUUACAAAUGUAACGGAGCCAACAACAGAGGAACCUGCUAAUGCCAGUCUUCCUUAUUUGCCAGAAGUUGCUGAUAUCACUAUGCAACAACAACACCCCAACACCGACAACUGCUGAUGGCAUAAUUGAUGAUGUAUCCAAUGUCACCAACACAACAACACAAGUGCCGCUAAACACCACUGUUGUAUCUGCUACUGAACUUGAUACGAAUGUUACAAAUGCAACAAGCAUGCCAUUCACCACCAAUGUCACUAUGGCGACGACAGAGUUAGUGAACACUACCACCCAAGCUGCUUACCCUGUAACAAUAAAAAACAACCACAUUAGAACCACCAACCCAAAUACAACGUUAGUGCGGAACACAACUGUGGCUGCUAGCACAACCACAAAAUCCACAUACAAGAAAUUACUGUUACUAUUCAACAACAACAACGCCGGCCACAACACAAAAUUCGACAAUCACUCUGCGCCUGUUGGCCGAUCACAAGAGUUGUCUGCGAGUGCCUUGACUGCCAUAAUAACAGGAUCUAUCAUUGGAUUCUGGAUCAUACUGGGGCCAAUCAUUUGCUUGAUAUGCAAAGUGCGUGACAAGCGUAAAGAGCGCUACCACACCAGACUGACCAAUCACAGUGAUCCUCCAGCUGAUAACGGAAUGCUUGAUGCCAUGAUUAUUUCUGAACUAAGAAGACAUCGGAGUCUAGUCAUGACAACGGAACAACAGGAAAGGAGAAAGAAUACAACACUGUGGCCAAUUGACAAAGAGGAGACAGAUAGACUGCGAGUAAUACUGCAGAGCAUGAGUUUUAGUCUCCAAUGAUUGAAAUGACAGUUUAUUUUAUAGUGUACUAAUUUAAAAGUUGCAAGUAUUUCCUAUUGAAACGGUGUGCUAAAUUCACAUUGGAGUGUUGGACACCUUGAAUAUGAUUGGAGUUCUGCAAAGGAUUCCUUGGUGUUUUUUGUAUUUUUUUUUUCUUCAUGGAAGUGCCACUUCUGACAGGUGUUAAACUGGAGCGUACAUCACAACAAAAAGCUGUGGCUAUUGGAAGAAGGUGUUUUAAAUUUGCAUAUCAAACACUAAGGCUGUGUACAUAAUUUUGACGCUUAUUUGCUGUGGUGGCUUGCAAAAGGAGAAGAAACAUAAAAAUGAUGCCAUAUGAAAUUAGAAGCUGCAGUGUGUGUGUGUGUGGCAACGUAUUACAUCGUCUUAAGCAUAUUGCAAUCACUAGUCCCCAGUGUAGUCUCUCACUUUUAAUCUCUUUGAAGUUCUCAAAUGGCAUUCUAUACUUCCACAUAAAUGAGGUUACAAACCCCAAUUUGUACUACACGUAUUUCAUACAGUUAAACAGUUUUCUUUUUGCCAUCAGACUGGAGAAAAUUAUGAGUACCAUUUUCAUUAUUUUGAAUUUUGCAAAGAAUGAGAAGUGACCUUCUGAAAUAUUACUACAAAGAGUGAACUGUUUCACGCUGAUGACACCUAUGUGAGAUACCUGCGAUCAAACUGAUGCUUGAUUUGAUGUAUUAGACCAGGUAUUUUUAAAUUCAUGAGCUUAAUGAUUUGAUUUUCACUCUUCAGUAAAUUAGAGAUUGGUAUUAUCAACUGCUAGUAAUUGUCUCAUUUGCAUAUGUACAGCUCUCCUUGUGCCUCAUUUUAGCUGCUAGUUAUAUGUCUAAAUGUAACUGCUAGUCAAAUGUCUAGUCUAUAUUCGUUUUUAAGAAUAAGAACGCCUUAAUCAGAAUACAUGUGCCAGUCCUGCUUCUGUACCAGACCCCCAAUCCCCCCCCCCCCCCCUAC